AUGGCCAACGUGGCCACCAGAGAGUCCUGGUCCGGCCGGCCUGAGGAGGAGGGGGGAGCCGCCGAGAGGACCCCAUUGCUGAACGGAGCCGGUACCCCGAGACGGUUUUCUAGUUCAGUCCUGUUUCGUAUCGGGCAGCUGAGUACUGUGGACCUCGGAGAUGAAAAUCAGGAAGCGGAAACGGAACUUUCUUCCACGGUUCUCGAAGAAAUUCCUCACACUGAAAACCUGCUCUCGCUCAAAUAUGAGAGUUUGGAUUAUGACAACAGUGAAAACCAGCUGUUCCUUGAAGAGGAGCGAAGGAUAAACCAUACGACUUUCCGCAGUGUGGAAGUAAAGAGAUGGGGCAUCUGCGGAUUGAUCGGGAUACUGACUGGGCUUAUCGCUUGCUUUAUCGACAUCGCGGUGGAGCAGCUGGCCGGGAUAAAAUUCCAACUCAUUAAAAGCAAUAUCGAUAACUUUACAAAACAAGGAGGACUGUCUUACUCCUUGCUGCUGUGGGCAAGUUUAAACGCUGUCAUUGUCAUGGUCGGGUCACUAAUUGUCGCCUUCGUGGAGCCAGUGGCAGCCGGAAGCGGCAUUCCUCAGAUUAAGUGUUUCCUAAACGGUGUGAAAAUUCCACAUGUUGUACGACUUAAGACCUUGGUGGUGAAGGUGUCUGGAGUCAUAUUGUCUGUAGUUGGAGGAUUGGCUGUGGGUAAGGAAGGGCCGAUGAUUCAUUCCGGGGCAGUGGUGGCAGCUGGUAUUUCUCAAGGCAGGUCAACGUCGCUCAAGAAAGACUUUAAGAUCUUUGAAUACUUUCGCAGGGACACAGAGAAGAGGGACUUUGUGUCAGCAGGGGCGGCUGCUGGGGUGUCGGCAGCUUUUGGAGCACCAGUUGGUGGUGUACUUUUUAGCUUGGAAGAAGGAGCCUCAUUCUGGAACCAACUGCUGACAUGGAGAAUAUUCUUUGCUUCUAUGAUCUCCACUUUCACGCUGAACUUUGUCCUCAGCAUUUACAACCGCAAACCAGGUGACCUGAGCAAUCCCGGUCUCAUAAACUUCGGAAGAUUUGAUACAGAUGAAAACAGCUACAAGUACUUUGAACUUCCAAUCUUUAUUGGCAUGGGAGCAAUAGGAGGCUCGCUGGGAGCGCUGUUUAAUGCCUUGAAUAACUGGCUCACAGUGUUUAGAAUCCGGUAUUUACAUCGUCGCUACAUGCAGGUGAUUGAGGCCAUUUUGGUAGCAGCUGUGACAGCCAACAUUGCCUUUGUCUUGAUUUAUUCCUCCUCCGACUGCCAGCCACUGCGAGAGGGUUCUGGUGAAUACUCAUUGCAGCUCUUCUGCCCAGAUGGCCAAUACAAUGCUAUGGCAUCGGCCUUCUUUACCACUCCAGAGAUCAGCGUCCGCAGGCUGUUUCAUGAUCCCGCUGGUUCUUUCAACCCCCAGACUCUGGGCCUGUUCACAUUGCUAUAUUUCUUCCUGGCCUGCUGGACCUAUGGCUUGACUGUGUCUGCCGGUGUCUUUAUCCCGUCUCUACUCCUUGGAGCCGCAUGGGGACGACUCUUUGGAAUCCUGUUGUCCAGUCUUUCUACUGAAACUAUUGCAUGGGCCGAUCCUGGGAAAUACGCUCUGAUGGGAGCAGCCGCACAGCUAGGCGGCAUAGUACGGAUGACGCUGAGUUUAACAGUCAUCAUGGUCGAAGCCACGGGAAACGUCACCUACGGUUUUCCCAUCAUGCUUGUUCUCAUAACAGCCAAAAUAGUUGGAGAUAUCUUUGUUGAGGGUCUGUAUGAUCUCCAUAUCAAGCUGCAGAGUGUCCCAUUCUUGCACUGGGAAGCUCCAGUCACUUCUCAUUCUCUCACUGCUAAGGAGGUAAUGAGCACACCAGUCACCUGUCUACGACGGAAAGAGAAAGUGCGUCUCAUCGUAGACAUCCUGAGCGACACUUCAUCAAACCACAACGGAUUCCCGGUUGUAGAAAAUAGUUCUGGACAGCCACCACGAUUGUGUGGACUGAUCCUGAGAUCCCAGCUGAUCGUUCUUCUCAAACAUAAGGUGUUUGUAGAGAGGGAGAACAUGAGCCUAAAUCUAAGGCGGUUAAAGCUGAAAGAUUUCCGAGAUGCUUACCCCCGCUUCCCACCAAUCCAGUCCAUACAUGUGUCACAGGACGAGCAGGACUGUCUGAUGGAUCUCUCUGAGUUCAUGAAUCCCACACCAUACACGGUGCCCCAGGAAGCAUCAUUACCGCGAGUGUUCAAGCUGUUCCGUGCGCUCGGACUGCGGCAUCUGGUUGUGGUAGACAGUCAUAAUAGAGUUGUUGGUUUGGUCACUAGGAAAGAUCUCGCUCGCUACCGGAUUGGCAAAAACGGCCUUGAAGAGCUAAGCCUAGCACAGACGUGA
Messenger RNA from Staurois parvus, 2382 nucleotides. The record is from the annotation of a GenBank genome assembly. Lineage: Eukaryota; Metazoa; Chordata; Amphibia; Anura; Ranidae.